AUGGAUGAUCAAUAUAAAAAUGAUCAUCAAAAUUUUGUUUCAGGUAAUGAUGGAUCUACCUUUUUUGAAACAUGUUUCAUUUUAACUUUAAUGCCAAUAUCUGUAUUAUUUCAAAGAGUAGUAUUUGCAACAUUUUUCAACAAUGACAAAUUCCCAUUACCAUUGGCACUCAGAUUUAUAUUAGAAUUUUUUUUUAUUAUAGUACCAUUUAUAUCAGCAAUCACUUUUACAGAAUUAACACCAUUUUUAAUUGUUGGUAUGCUUAUUACAUGUUUAGUAGUUCCAAUGUUUGCACAAAAAAAUGUUACAAUUUAUUUUAAAAAUCCAAAAGAAACAUUAUUAAAUUUAAAUUCAAUGAGAAAAGGAUUUCUUGAAGAAUAUAGAGCAUUUGUAAUGGCAGCAACUUGUAUUUGUAUUUUAGCAGUUGAUUUUCAAGUUUUCCCAAGAAGAUUAGGUAAAACUGAAACUUAUGGUAUCUCAUUAAUGGAUAUUGGCGUUGGUUCAGUUGUAUUAUCAGGUGCUUUAGUUUCAAGACAAUCAAGAUCAUCUUUAAUUGAAAAACAACAAAAAAAGAAAAGAGAAGAGGAAGAAGACGAUAAUGAUAAAAUAAAUAAAACUUCAUCAUCAUCAUCAUCAUCAUCAUCCGCUUUAAAACAACAACAACAACAAGUAUUAAGUAGAAGUUCAUUAAUGUGGCAUCAAGUUAAAGCACAAGCACCAUUAAUGAUAUUAGGAUUUGUUAGAAUGAUAUUAACAAAAUCAAUAAAUUAUCAAGAACAUGUUUCAGAGUAUGGAUUACAUUGGAAUUUCUUUUUUACAUUAGGUUUUGUUUCAAUCUCUUUAGCAUUCUUAAAAUUUAAUGCAAAUAUUUCAGCGAUUUUAGGUGUAGUACUCAUUUGUGUAUAUCAAUUCCUAUUGAAUAGUUUUGGAUUAACAGAUUAUAUUCUCAAUCAUCCACGUGAUAAUUUAAUUUCAAUGAAUAAAGAAGGUAUUUGUAGUUUUGUUGGUUAUUUAGCAAUUUAUUUAAUUGGUACUAAAAUCGGUACAGAAUUAUUUAAAGUUAGAUCAAGCUUGACAGAAUGGAGAAAAUUUGCAACUAAAUUAUUAAUCUCUUCAAUUGUUUUCUAUAUUCUUUGGAUUUUAUGUGAAAUCUAUAUUGACAAAACUUCAAGAAGAAUGGCAAAUUUAGGUUAUGUAUUGGCAAUUCUAUCAAUAAAUUUAUUCAAUUUCUCAAUAAAUAUACUCAUUACAUUGAUCACUGGUAAUCAUAAUGCAUCUGUAAUUGCAAAAUCAAUCAAUCGUAAUCAACUAUUCAUCUUUUUGUUAGGUAACAUCUUAACUGGUUUAAUUAAUUUCUCAAUGAAAACAAUUUAUGCACCAGUUGAACAAUCAAUGAUUAUCAUUACUUCUUAUACUUUUGCUUUAUGUUUAUUAGCUUUUAUUUUAGAUUAUAAAAAUAUUAAUAUUAAAUUUUGGUAA
This is a messenger RNA of Dictyostelium discoideum AX4, 1479 nucleotides long. RefSeq names its product phosphatidylinositol glycan, class W (gene pigW). The transcript has 3 exons. The record is from RefSeq and is a predicted model, not a curated record. NCBI's taxonomy places the organism in Eukaryota, Evosea, Eumycetozoa, Dictyosteliales, Dictyosteliaceae. Bases 1 to 1479 code for a protein of 492 amino acids.